AUGUUUCGAUUGGCUAUCGGUGUUCUGUGCUCAUUGACGUUGGCGAGCGUCAACUUCGGAGUUCACGGUGAACGGGAGUACCAUCACCGCAAAAAUCUUCUGCAGCAGAGUGUUUCGAGUGAUGCCAUUUCGGAAGAUGAACUUAGUUCUGAGUACUGGUUAAAUGUUGGUCAGCAGAUACUGAGUGAAAAGCUUAGCUUCGAGCACAUUCCAACAAAGGCAAAGAAUGUAAUUUUUUUCAUUGGCGAUGGAAUGUCCGCGCAAACGAUUGCCGCCACCAGAAUGUACCUUGGAAAUGAAAACGAGUAUCUAUCGUUUGAGAAGUUUCCACAUCUUGGACUAGCGAAGACCUACUGCGUCAACCGACAGGUGCCUGAUUCGUCCUGUACUGGAACUUCCUAUCUCUCCGGUGUGAAAAUCAACUACGGGAUGGUUAAUCUGGCGGCAUCGAUUGCCAGAUAUACGUGCGAUUAUGAGAAAGGUAACGAAACGGAAAUUGAUGGGUUGAUGAAAUGGGCACAGGAUGCUGGAAAGGCAACUGGAAUCGUAACGACCACCCGAGUGACGCAUGCAACACCUGCAGCUAGCUACGCUUACAGUGCUAAUCGGUACUGGGAGAGUGACACAGAGGUUGACGAAGCUUGCGAUGCGGUCAAGCCUAUGGACAUUGCGAAACAGAUGAUAUACAACAAAGUUCCGCAGAAUUUCAAUGUGAUUCUCGGCGGUGGUCGUAAGUAUUUUCUUCCCAUCGAAACGGUCGACGAAGAAGGGGUAAGUGGUUACCGAUAUGAUAAGGAAAAUCUUUUGGAGGAGUGGAUGAAGAUACACGGCGAGAUGGGAACAUAUUCAUAUGUUUGGAACAAAACUGCGCUACAGUCAACCGAUUUCGAGAAAACCGGCUUUUUGUUGGGACUGUUUAACCCCAGCCAUUUGCUGUAUAACCUAGAAGCUCAGGAUCAAAAGCGAAACGACAUAGAACCAUCGCUGGCAGAAAUGACGGAAGCGGCUAUCAAAAUGCUCCGGAAGUUUGAUUCUGGUUACGUACUGUUUGUGGAGGGUGGUCAUAUUGAUAUGGCACAUCAUGAAGCCUGGUCCCGGUUAGGAUUGGACGAAACGGCAGAAUUGUCCAAAGCGGUGAACGUUGCACGGCAGCUAACUAGUGUGGAAGAUACGUUAAUUAUCGUCAGUGCAGAUCACGGUCAUACAAUGACCUACAAUGGUUACGCGAAACGUGGACAAGAUAUUCUGGGAAUCGCGGACAUUAGUGACAUGGACAAUCUCCCGUAUACAACUUUGAGCUACGCCAAUGGGCCGGGCUAUAAUGAUACCUAUAAGGAGGACAACCGGGCGGACCGGGUCGACAUUUCCGAUUAUGAUUUCAGCUCGUACUACCAUCGCUAUCCAGCGACGGCCUUGCUGGAUGCCGAGACACACGGUGGGGAAGACGUCUCCGUUUACGCUUCUGGACCGCUAUCUAACAUCUUUAUAGGAAGCUACGAGCAGCAUACUAUACCGCAUCUGAUUGCGUAUGCGAUGGCAAUCGGUGAAUACGGAGAGCCUGGUGAAGACAACGAUGACGGCGCUGGUCAUCGGCUGAUGUCGUCACUGUCCUGUCUGCUACUGGCUAUCGCUGUGGGAUUGUUCAGACAACGCUUUUGUAGAUAA
Sabethes cyaneus is the source of this 1665-nucleotide messenger RNA. RefSeq names its product alkaline phosphatase-like. Gene Ontology annotation, molecular function: alkaline phosphatase activity. The transcript is spliced from 2 exons. NCBI's taxonomy places the organism in Eukaryota, Metazoa, Arthropoda, Insecta, Diptera, Culicidae. The coding region runs from base 1 to 1665 and encodes 554 amino acids. Gene Ontology annotation, biological process: dephosphorylation. The record is from RefSeq and is a predicted model, not a curated record.